This is a messenger RNA of Vespa crabro (European hornet), 945 nucleotides long. Its product is annotated as E3 ubiquitin-protein ligase MARCHF3-like. Bases 1 to 945 code for a protein of 314 amino acids. Gene Ontology annotation, biological process: protein ubiquitination. Gene Ontology annotation, molecular function: ubiquitin-protein transferase activity; zinc ion binding. The transcript is spliced from 2 exons. The record is from RefSeq and is a predicted model, not a curated record. Lineage: Eukaryota; Metazoa; Arthropoda; Insecta; Hymenoptera; Vespidae.
AUGUACAUCUGUUGUACAUGUACGCGCGUGCGCGUGACGCUUAAAAGAAUUUCUCAUUUUGGCUUCGAUUUGUUUCUGUCCUUGAUUUGUCAAUCAUCCAUUGUUUUUCCCUCUCUCUCUCUCUCUCUCUCUCUCUUCUUAGUACAGAAUACUCGUUUUGUUAUAAUUCAUUAUAUUUUUCAAGAUAUAUCGGAAACGUUGGAUAUAAUGAUUACCGUUAAUAGUUCAGUCGCAAGUACAUUAGAAAGAAUCAUUUGCAAGAUAGAAGUAGAAACGACUUCGGAUAAAGAAAUUUCUCGAUUUGCAACUAAACGAAAACUCGAUGACAUUGGAAUGUCAGGUAAAAAAAAUAAACGGGCACGGUGCGAAACAGCUGGUGUAGAAGAAAUACAUUGCCGUAUAUGUUAUGAUUCUAAUCAGCAAUUUCCUAUUGUUUAUCCAUGCAAAUGCAAGGGAACAAUGGGUGCUAUUCAUGUGAAAUGUUUGGAACAUUGGUUAGAGGAAAGCAAUAGAAAUAGCUGUGAAUUGUGCGGACACGUAUUUCAAGUUGAACGCACACCACGUUAUAAAGCUAUUACAUCUAUUAUUAUUUGGCUGUGCAUUAGUCAACAUCAACGGCAAUUAUACAUGCGCAAUUUGAGAACAGAUUUACUCCGCUGUAUCAUCGUCACACCACUGACUAUAAUAUGUUCAUACAUUUGCAUGGUCGGGGCUGAUUUUUAUGCAAUGAAUAAUUACAAUAAUUUUCCCCCAGCACGAUGGACUACUUAUUCUUUGCUAGUAAUGAUGGCAUUAUUAAUUUUCUCAUAUUUUCUAUGGAUAUACAUGGCAAUUCAGAAUCAUCAAAAAAUUUGGUUCUACUGGUGGCAGAAAACAAGCGCGGUGAAAAUUACAUUGCAGAAUAGAACUUCAAUAAACUAUAAAUCUAAUAUAUCACAAGUUUGA